Molecule: messenger RNA, 2143 nt
Organism: Drosophila obscura
Lineage: Eukaryota; Metazoa; Arthropoda; Insecta; Diptera; Drosophilidae
Exons: 3
Coding region: 92-1837 (581 amino acids)
Biological process (GO): transmembrane transport
Cellular component (GO): membrane
Molecular function (GO): transmembrane transporter activity
Source: RefSeq, a predicted model, not a curated record
AUUCGGUCAAUCAGUUUGGAAUCGUAACCCAUCACGGGCGGCUGGCUGUACCCCUCGAAAAGGAAACCCUCAAAACCGAAGAGCAGAAACGAUGAAAAACGAUAAGUUCGAGGCACCAGCGCCAGGCUUCAGCUCGGCACCACCGCAGCCAGGACAUCCACAGCCAGAACUCUCAGCGCCUGGAUAUCCACAGCCACAGCCACAGCCAGGAUAUCCACAGCCACAGCCGGGAUAUCCCCCACAGCAAGGAUAUCCCCCACAGCACGGAUAUCCCCAGCCUGGUGGCUACCCACAGCCGGGAUAUCCCCAGCCCGGUUUUAUACAGCAGGGCAACCCACCACAGUACUACGGUGCACCGCCCGGACCACCACCACCUGGCCAUAGCUAUGGCGCAGUGCCGCCCCCGGCUGCACAUAUACCACCACCUCAUCAGCAGGAUGCACCGACCACAGUGGUGCCCCCCAGCGGCGGUUGCUUCAGUCGCAACCAAAGGAACAAGCCCCAAUCGAAUGCCGUGGCUGCUGCCGGUCUAAUCUUCAUCUCGGGUGGCAUGAACAUUGCGUGGUGCAUUGGGUUCCGUGGUCCCAUCUCCUACCACACCACACUGCACAAUUUUAUUGCCUGGUUCAUUGCCGCCAUUAUCGGAGCGGUUAUCAGCUGCGUCCUCGCCCUCGCCAUCAGAGUGCCCAAGAAGUAUGUCUUGCUUUUCAGUGCACUUUUGGUGACAGUCGGAGGCGUUGUCAUGGGCGCCAUCCGAGAUAAUGGUGGUGCAGUUGUGGCUGCCUCCUAUCUGGAUGGAAUUGGCAAUGGAUUGGUGUUUGCGCCAUUCAUGGCGCUGGCCGGUGAGGUGUCCGUUCCGUAUAUACGCGGCAUGGUCGCGGCGAGCACCGAGCAGUUGUGCUUCGGCAUUGGCAUCCUGCUGCAGGUCAUCUACACCAGCACAUGGACGUAUUCUGGUUAUUAUUCAUCCAGCAGCUUCUCGGCCGAGAAUCUGAAGGGAAUCCUGAGCGCCGUCUAUGGCCUGUUAGCCCUGGGUCUGGGCGCAUUCCUGUGCAUUGAAUCGCCGGUCCUGACGCUGGCCAAGGGCGACGAAGAAGGCGCCAUCGAUGCCCUGCGCCGCCUACAGCGACCGUACACGCUCACCAGCGAUACCUACGAACAGCUGGCCGAGCACAAGCGAUAUCUGGCCCAUAACAAGGACAUAUCCACGAGCCAGAGCAUUGUCCAGGCACUGCCCGCCUUCCUCCAGCUGGCCUAUCUGCGCGCCAUGAACGCCCUCAGCAUAUCCCACUUUGUCCUCUUUGUCCUGCUCGUAUCCGUGAUUUCGAACUAUGGCACGAGCUAUUCUUCUGGCUGGCUCGUUGGCUACGGCUUCUGCCGCUGGAUGGGCAACUUUACUUCGACCUUCAUCAUGGAGUGCGUGGGCCGCAAGAAGCCGCUGCUGCUGGGCCUGCUGGUCUGCAGUUGUCUGGGCUUUGUCAUUGGCUCCAAGUACAGUGUUUACUACGGCAUGAGCGGUGUGACCAUCAUGCUGCUGAUCUUCCAGUUCUUUGCAGGCCUAGCGUUCACCUCCACCUCGCCGUAUCUGACGGAGGCCUAUCCGCUGGGUGUCAAGCAGCCCUGUAUCGCCUUCACCUUCAUCGCUGAGAUGCUCGUGUACAUCAUUGUCUCGUCGGCUCAUUUCAAUUUAUACGAUGGCGGCAGCUACUUCUAUGCCAUUGGUGGACUAUAUCUGUUUGGCUUUAUUGCUGGCAUUUUCUGCCUGCCAGAGACCCGAUUGACCACGCUGCGCGGCACCCAGCAGAAGUUCCGCAAACUCAUCAAUGUUGGCCUCUAACAGAGCUAACACACACACACACACACAAGUUGUUUGCUGUGUGAUUAGAGAGUGAGAGAGCGAUACGAGUUGGCGCAACAUCUUACGGCAGGUUUUUGGAGUCACAGCCAAAUCAAAUAUAAUAAAUAUUUAUAGCCUCGCCCCUUGCCUAUCGCAAAAAAAAAAAAUGCCAGAUAACAUUUCAGGACUGUCAAAACAUAGAAAUUGAAUUGUCACCAAAUGUCAUGAAUUUAUUGCAUGUAUUGCUUGUCUUCUUUUGUAUUUAUUUACUUGUGUGUCAACAAAUAAAGUGCGACAAAACGAAAA